Messenger RNA from Drosophila novamexicana, 1716 nucleotides. RefSeq names its product large neutral amino acids transporter small subunit 1 (gene JhI-21). The coding region runs from base 197 to 1705 and encodes 502 amino acids. Gene Ontology annotation, cellular component: membrane. Gene Ontology annotation, molecular function: L-amino acid transmembrane transporter activity. Gene Ontology annotation, biological process: amino acid transmembrane transport. The record is from RefSeq and is a predicted model, not a curated record. Lineage: Eukaryota; Metazoa; Arthropoda; Insecta; Diptera; Drosophilidae. The transcript has 8 exons.
UGCAGUAGCCAAAACUGGCGAAACAGUAUCAACGCGUAGCUCGACUGGAUUUGUUGUGUGUCGCGCUAUUUAGUUUUAAUUUAUGUGGCAAUGUCAGCGCCCGAGGUAGAGUAACUAUUUGUACCAACCACAACUGGAAUAUCUGGAAUCGAGCCGAUUCUAUAAGGUGCUUAAGGUUAGAAGACUCCUUUGCACUAUGACCGAACGCUAUGCGAAUGGGGUAUCCACCAGCUUGGUGGAGCCCGCCGUCAAUGGACAUACUCCCGAGAUAAAGGAAGCCGAAGCAGUCGGCCAGGAUGAGAAAAUUGUGCUCAAGCGUAAACUGACGCUGAUCAACGGGGUGGCCAUUAUUGUGGGCACCAUUAUUGGUUCGGGCAUUUUUAUAGCACCCACCGGAGUCUUCUACUAUACGGAAUCCGUCGGAAGCUCACUUUUGAUUUGGUCUGCCUGCGGCAUUCUUUCAACAAUCGGCGCUCUUUGCUAUGCCGAAUUGGGCACCAGCAUCACCAGAUCCGGCGGCGACUAUGCCUAUCUCUUGGUCGCAUUUGGUCCACUUGUUGGUUUUCUGCGUCUAUGGAUUGCCCUGCUCAUUAUCAGGCCAACAACCCAGACAAUUGUUGCGCUUACCUUUGCACAUUAUGCGGCCAAACCGUUCUUCGAGGAUUGCGAUCCGCCGCAAAAUGCAGUCAAGCUGCUGGCUGCCGUUUGCCUCUGUCUGCUCACAGCCAUAAACUGCAUGUCCGUCAAGGUGUCCAUGAAGGUGCAGGAUAUUUUUACGGUGGGCAAGCUACUGGCGCUGAUAAUGAUAAUACUCGCUGGCCUUUAUUAUAUGGCCACUGGCAAGCUGGACAACUUUUCCAAUCCCUGGGAGGGUAGUUACAGUACACGCAACAUAGGCUACGCUUUCUACUCGGGCUUGUUUGCCUUUGGCGGCUGGAACUAUUUGAACUUUGUCACUGAAGAGCUGCAGGACCCCUACAAAAAUCUGCCACGCGCCAUUUGGAUAGCCAUGCCCCUGGUCACGGGCAUCUAUGUGCUGGUCAAUCUAGCCUAUUUCGCUGUCGUCUCUAAACCGGAGAUGCUUAGCUCGCUGGCUGUUGCCGUGACCUUUGGCAACAAGGUCUUUGGACCGCUGGCCUUUAUGGUGCCCAUUUUCGUGGCGCUGAGCACAUUUGGCGGCGUCAACGGUGUGCUCUUUACCUCCGCUCGUCUAUUUGCCACCGGCGCUCAGGAGGGUCAUCUGCCCAAGUUCUUUCAACUGUUUCAUGUCAAGCAACAGACGCCGAUACCAUCUCUGAUAUUUACAUGUCUGAUGUCUCUGCUAAUGCUCCUAACCGAUAAUGUGUACGAGCUGAUUAACUACUUCAGCUCCGUGCUGUGGCUCUCUGUGGUGGCCAGCAUAGCGGGCAUGUUGUGGCUGCGCCACAAAAAACCGGAUCUGCCGCGGCCUAUCAAAGUGCAUUUGGCGCUGCCCAUCCUCUUUAUGACCAUUUGCGUCACCUUGGUGCUGUUGCCCAAUUUCAAGGAGCCUGCCAAUCUGCUCAUUGGCAUCGCCAUCACAUUGGCCGGCAUUCCGUUCUACUAUGUGUGCAUUGCCUGGAAGCAGAAGCCCCGCUGCUACGGUCGCCUGUCAAAUGCCAUGGUAGAGCUAUGCCGCGCUAUUUUCAAUACAACCAUCAUUGAGUCCAACGAGUCGCUGAAGUAAUAUAAUCCCCA